AUGACAACACUGGAGGCCAAGGCUGAAGAGGAGAAGGCGGCCGCAGCCCCGGGCUCCAGCCCCUCCAGCAGGUCGGCUUCCCCGGAGCAGGAGGGUUUCUUCGAUCUGCUGAGCCACGUGCAGGGCGGCCGCAUGGAUGAGCAACGCUGCCACCUGCCCGGCACCCACGCCUCAGCUGGUCCCAGCCCUGAGACCCGGGAGAGCCCGAGCCCCCCACCCGAGAUGGACUCCUUCCUGGAACUGGUGGCCAGCAGCCAGGGCCGGCGCAUGGACGACCAGCGCGUCAGCUUUGCCCACCUGCCUGGCUUCCAGCCCGCCGAGCGUGGGCCCCCCACCCCGCCCAAGGAGGGCGAGGCCCCCGCCCACCCCAACACCAUGGCCCUCCUGGACCCUCCCAUCACACCCUCCGAAGACUACUUCACCCUCAUCCACCAGCACCAGUUGCAGACCACUGGUGCCUGGCUCCGCAGCCCCCCUCACCUGCCUUAG
Messenger RNA from Alligator mississippiensis (American alligator), 489 nucleotides. RefSeq names its product Purkinje cell protein 2 (gene PCP2). Gene Ontology annotation, molecular function: protein binding; guanyl-nucleotide exchange factor activity. The record is from RefSeq and is a predicted model, not a curated record. The coding region runs from base 1 to 489 and encodes 162 amino acids. NCBI's taxonomy places the organism in Eukaryota, Metazoa, Chordata, Crocodylia, Alligatoridae. The transcript has 4 exons.